Molecule: messenger RNA, 1254 nt
Organism: Nyctereutes procyonoides (raccoon dog)
Lineage: Eukaryota; Metazoa; Chordata; Mammalia; Carnivora; Canidae
Gene: SPOUT1
Product: SPOUT domain containing methyltransferase 1
Exons: 12
Coding region: 55-1185 (376 amino acids)
Biological process (GO): miRNA processing; maintenance of centrosome location
Cellular component (GO): kinetochore; spindle pole centrosome; mitotic spindle
Molecular function (GO): miRNA binding
Source: RefSeq, a predicted model, not a curated record
AGCCGGAAGGGGUGGGCCUGACUGGCAGGGCGUGGCCGACGGGGAGCGGCGAACAUGGCGGAGCGCGCGAAGAAGCGCCCCUGCGGCCCGGGUGAACAUGGCCAAAGAGUCGAAUGGCGAAAAUGGAAGCAGCAGAAGAAAGAAGAGAAAAAGAAGUGGAAGGAUCUCAAGCUGAUGAAGAAACUGGAGCGGCAGCAGGCACAGGAGGAACAGGCAAAGCUCCAGCAGGAAGAAGAGGCAGCUGCACAGAGGGAGGACCAGGGUCGGCCUUACACCCUGAGUGUAGCCCUUCCAGGUUCUAUCCUGGACAAUGCCCAGUCACCAGAGCUUCGCACCUACCUGGCUGGCCAGAUUGCCAGAGCCUGCACCAUCUUCUGUGUGGAUGAGAUUGUGGUGUUCGAUGAAGAAGGCCAAGAUGUCAAGACUGUGGAGGGAGAAUUCAGGGGAGUUGGCAAGAAGGGACAGGCAUGCGUACAGCUGGCCCGGAUCCUGCAGUACCUGGAGUGUCCACAGUACCUAAGAAAGGCAUUCUUCCCCAAGCAUCAGGAUCUCCAGUUUGCAGGGCUUCUGAACCCCUUGGACAGCCCUCACCACAUGCGUCAGGAUGAGGAAUCUGAGUUCAGAGAAGGCAUUGUUGUCGACCGGCCCACCCGGCCAGGCCAUGGGUCCUUUGUCAACUGUGGCAUGAAGAAGGAGGUGAAGAUUGACAAGAACUUGGAGCCUGGACUUCGCGUGACAGUUCAGCUGAACCAGAAGCAGCUCCCAGAAAGCAAGACCUACCGGGGAAAGGUUGUGUCAUCACAGGACCCUCGCACCAAAGCCGGUCUCUACUGGGGCUAUACGGUCCGGCUGGCCUCCUGCCUCAGUGCUGUGUUUGCUGAGGCCCCCUUCCAGGACGGGUAUGACCUGACCAUUGGGACAUCAGAGAGAGGCUCGGAUGUGACCUCCGCCCAGCUUCCUAGCUUCCGGCAUGCUCUUGUGGUGUUCGGGGGCCUCCAGGGCCUGGAAGCUGGAGUGGAUGCUGACCCCAACCUAGAGGUGGCUGAACCCAGUGUCCUCUUCGAUCUGUACGUCAACACCUGCCCUAGCCAGGGCAGCCGCACCAUCCGCACCGAGGAAGCCAUCCUCAUCUCCCUGGCCACCCUGCAGGCUGGCCUCAGCCAGGCGGGUGCCCGGGCCAGCUGAAGGUCCUGUAGGGCCAAAGACAGCGAAGCAGCAGCAGGGAAACCAGAGGUUCCUGAGGUCCCCCAGGAC